AAACACCCUCUUCACUGUCAGUGUACAGGGGUGAUCAUUCAAAGUGUGAACGCUACUUUAAAAAUCGCAGAUUCAUCCUGCGGGAAUUCAUUUUAUGACGAGGCGCUAUUUAUUUAGAAAAACUGUCAACGUGACUUUGGAGACAAGAGUGGUUCUUCCAGUAAUAACGACUCAGCCGCGCACUGGCCGUGGUCCAGACUGGCUCGCGAUGCGGAACGGAUCGGAGCGGUAUACUGCUAGAGGAGAUGAAGACAAGAGGAGAGGAGGAGAAGAGUAGAGCGGAAAAGGUGUACUGGCCCUUUAAGGAACACUCAAAUCCAUCGGAGUGUCGUAUCAGCCCCUUGAGAGAAUCGAAUCAGUAGCGUUCCUCCUUCAGUUAGAUAGGGACCGUACCUCAGCGAUAGAGACCCGCUACGCAGUUCACUGUACGGGUAGAGACGACUACUUUAGACACAUACAAGUCCAGACGCAUGGGGUAGCGUUAAUAACACAGCUAAUCAUGAGAGACAACUGGAUUCUAAUUAUCAUGCAGUUACUGUUGUUUCCGCUGACAGGUUGGUCCAAUCCCGUCAUCUUCCCCAGCGGAUCUCACCUGGUGGUUCCGAAAGGCGGGGCUCUGGAACUCCGCUGCCAUGACAACAACACCAACGCUCCGUCCACUGUUGUCUCAGGGGGGGUGAGGUGGCAGAGAGAGAGGGGCAGGCGGCUGGAGGGGGAGGUGGAGGAGGGAGGAGGGGUAGUGUUUGUUCGGGUGCAGUCUGCCCAGGGAUAUCACAUGGGACGAUACGCCUGUAUCAACAACAACACCAAGGAACACUCCUCCAUCUACGUCUUUGUGAAAGACCCCCAGAGUCCGUUUCAGCGUUCUAUGGUGAACGGCAUUCUGGUCCGCGUCGGGGAGAACCUGACUUUACCAUGCCUGGUCACCGACCCUGAUGUGACCCUCGUGACCUUACAGACCUGUGACUUACAACCUUUACCCUCCGACCUCCGUUACCACUACGACCCCCAGCGCGGCGUCAUCGUCAGCAAUGCCAGGAAGGAGUACGAUGGUUGCUACGUAUGCUUGGGCGAGCUGGCAGGUGUCACCGUGAGGUCGAGCCAGUAUACUGUGGACGUACGGCUAGUCCCUGAACAGCCUCCAGUCAUCAGUCUGUCCCAGAGACAGAGGGUGAUCCUGAGGAGAGGAGAGCAGUUUGAGAUCACCUGUAGCUCCUCCAACCUCAACCCUGACUUCAGCAUUAAGUGGGACUUCCCCGUUGGAGCGCGAGCCUUCCAGGCCCACACCUCCCACAUCCUGGCUGGUUCCCGUGGUUACCAACGCUCGGCCUCCCUCUGGAUCACCUCUGUCAACCAAUCAGACGCCGGGACAUACCGGUGCCACGCCCACAACGAGAAGGGCGCCACCGCCGAUACCCUGCACCUGGAUGUCCGUGAGCGAGGCUUCAUCAGUAUGCUGGGUGACUCCCGGCCUAGCCAGUCUGCUGUCAGAGAAGGGGAGAGCCUAAGCCUCAGGGUAGAGUUGGAGUCCUACCCCAGACCCGGCACUCUGUCCUGGGCUUACAACGGCAAGACCCUCCACAACACCACGGAGCACGUCAUCACUGUCCAACGACACAGAUACAGGUACGUCAGUGAACUGCGUUUGGUGAGGGUCCAUGGGUCAGAGGGCGGGAUUUACAGCUUUCAAGCCAAUCAUGAGGAUGCCUCUGUCAAUCAAUCAUUCCCUGUCUAUGUGAACAGUAAGCCUGUCAUAAUUUCCCAGGAGGGACCAGUUGAUGGACAGGUGCGCUGCGUUGCCGCCGGUUACCCGGCCCCUAAAAUCACCUGGUUCUACUGUGAACUCCCCCACACACGGUGUUCCCACCUGACCAACGCCAGCCAAUGGGAGCAGCGUGAGGUUGCCACGGUAACGGUGUCAGACUCGGCCUUCGGCAGCAGCGAGGUGGAGAGCCGACUGAACGUCACGAAGGGAGACACACACACACACUACCACACGUUGGAGUGUGUAGCGACCGUGCAGGGCGAGCAGGCUUACACACUGUUCUCCAUCAGCGAGCGCACCGUGCCCCAUAAGCUCUUCACCCCUCUGCUGACUGGUGUGGUUGUUACAGCUGUAAUACUGAGCAUCACACUGGUGGUUCUCCUCUACAAAUACCUUCAGAAGCCCAAGUUCCAGAUUCAGUGGAAGGUGAUUGACAGUAUCCACGGCAACAACUACAUCUACAUCGACCCCACCCAGCUGCCCUACGACCCCAAGUGGGAAUUUCCCCGGCAGAAACUACGCUUUGGUAAGACUCUGGGUUCAGGGGCCUUUGGUAAGGUGGUGAGAGCUACAGCCUAUGGACUCUGUUCUGCUGAUACCGUCAUGACUGUCGCUGUCAAGAUGCUCAAACCGAGCGCCCACUCCACCGAGAAGGAGGCUCUGAUGUCGGAGCUGAAGGUUCUCAGUUACCUAGGCAACCACGUCAACAUCGUCAACCUGCUGGGAGCUUGCACUGUGGGAGGGCCGACGCUGGUGAUCACAGAGUACUGUUGCUAUGGAGAUCUGCUCAACUUUCUGCGUAGGAAGAGAGAGACGUUCUUCAGCGCCCAGACUGCUGAUGGGUACUACCGCAACAUCAACAACCCCCGAGAACCACAGAGAGAUGGGAACGGUAGCAGUUACAUGCCUAUGCGUUCGUCUGAGGCAGACAGAACAUCCUCCCAGUCAGAUGAUAAGGGGUGUCUGAGUAUAGAUGAGUUGUCUGUGGACACAGAGGAUCUACUGAGCUUCUCCUACCAGGUGGCUAAGGGCAUGGAGUACAUCACCUCUAAGAAUUGUAUCCACAGAGACCUAGCAGCCAGGAACAUUCUGCUGACUCAGGGUAGAGUAGCCAAGAUCUGUGACUUCGGACUGGCCCGAGACAUCACCACCGACUCUAACUACGUCCUCAGAGGCAAUGCCCGUCUCCCAGUGAAGUGGAUGUCUCCAGAGAGUAUCUUUGACGGUGUUUACACCUUGGAGAGUGAUGUCUGGUCAUACGGUAUCCUGCUCUGGGAAAUAUUCUCUUUAGGCAGCAGUCCGUACCCUGGUAUGCAGGUGGGCUCAGCGUUCUACAGGAUGAUCCAGGAAGGACACAGAAUGAACAGACCUGAGGUGGCUCCCAGAGAAAUUUAUGACAUGAUGUUGUCUUGCUGGAGUGAGGACCCUCUGAAGAGACCUUCCUUUAGGAAACUAGUCGAGAGGACUGAACUAAUGCUGUCAGAACACACCAAGAACGUGUACCUGAACCUGAGCUAUGGAGUCGUUCCUCCAGACCAGCAGAGGGCAGCGUCUCACAGACUGAGCUCAGUGAGCAGCACUACGGCCCCGACACAACCACUACUGCUGAAUACUGCUGAUGUGUUUCUGGACUACGACACUGUCUGAAUAAUGGACACACACACACACACACCUACCUACUCAGCACCGCCAAUGUCUUUCUGGACUAUACACACACACACACACACACACACACACACACACACACACACACACACACACACACACACACCUACUCAGCACCGCCAAUGUCUUUCUGGACUAUACACACACACACACACACACACCCCAUCCCCUCACCCACUCUGUAUCUCAGUGUAUUGGACUCCAUUUCCCUGUAUUGAUCGGUCUGUGAUGUAUUUCAUGUAGUAUGUAACCUUUAUUUAACUAGGGCAAGUCAGUUAAGAACAAAUUCUUAUUUACAAUGACGGCCUACCCCGGUUGAUGCUGGGCCAAUUGUGCGCCGCCGUAUGGGACUCCCGAUCACGGCCGGUUGUGAUACAGCCCGGGAUUGAACCAGGGUCUGUAGUGAUGCCUCUAGCACUGAGAUGCAGUGCCUUAAGACCGCUGCGCCACUCGGUAGCAUGUAGCAUGUAGCAUGUAGCUUGUCGUCCAUAGACGUUAGUGCUACGGUCAGUAACCAGCCUGAGACUCCAUUGUGUGUUGUCUCCCCCGAUGAUGUAUUUCCUGUGUGUCUCCAUCAUUUGUUUUGAAAUGUUAUUUAACCUUUACGUUGACAGGGAGUCAGUGCUGAGACCAAGGUCUCUUUUCCAGAUGAACCCUGUAUAACACCACAAUACACAAUAAACACAUUAACCUACACAUUCAUAUACACAUUAUUACACAAAGAAAUACACAAAUAGACAAAUCACAAUCAUAAAAAUCAUAUUCUUCAGUGAAAAGGUCUAACAACUGUCUGAAAUGCCCUAGAGGCACCAAUUCCUCCAAUUUUAAAGUGUAUUAUAGAUCCUUCUAUAUGUAAACUGAAAGCCAAAUUAAAGGCUGAUUUACCUAAAAGUCUCUAGACACCAAAGAGAGUCUCCAAAGUUGAACGGGUUUGAUAACUUGUCAUUUUAAAAUCUUAACGGCGAUGCUCGGUAAGUCAAAAAGAAAGUCAUAGAUGUGAUGUACGUUACUUUAAAAAGAGGUCCGGCCAACGUUUUGGUUCAGAAUACAGUGACGAGUAAUAAAACGGUCUCCUGUUUAUAAAAACGACACCCAGGGGUUUAAGACUAGAGGGAGCUGCACUUUGAUAAAUACUAUCACCAUAAUCAACUACAGGGUGAAAGGUUGACGACACAAUCUGCUUCCUGCUAGACCAGAGAGAGAAAUCAUCUGUUUACGUCAAAAAGAGCCCACUUUAAAUCAUAGUUUCUUAAACCAGCUCAGUCGUACGUUUAUAAAAAAUAAAAACUGAUAAAUCAUUGUAAAUCCAAAAGAGUAUUUGUAUACAAGGCCUCGUCCAUCUGAGACAAUCUUGCGAGAACUUGAAAAUAACAAGUAUUUAGAUUUGCCUGUACUAAACAUGAGUUUUAAAAUCAGUAAGGGCUUCCUGAACAACUGCAAACUCGUCCUGUAGCUUUGUCACAGCCAUGGCAGCAGUUGGGGGAAUUGUAUAUAAUGGUGUCACAUAGAGGAAAUGUAAACAGAUUGACCAAUAGCAUUUAUAUAAAUAGUGAAUAGAACAGGUCCUAGUAUCGACCCUUGCGGAACACCUUUAUGUACAAAAAAAAAAAAAAAAGCCCCAUCAAUCACGAUGGCAUGAAUUCUGUCACUAAGAAACCAUUAACAGGCGUCAGAGCUCAGGCCUUACCGAGGACAACUUAUUCAAUUCAAUUCAAUAGCAUGAUCAAAGUCUACAAACAAAACAGCACAUUUCAGUGUCUAAAGCAUUAACAACGAUCGUUAAUACUGAAGUGGUUACUGUAAUAGUGCUAUGCCCCAGGCCUAAACCCUGAUUGGAUGCCCAGGCCUAAACCCUGAUUGGAUGUCCAGGCCUAAAUCCUGAUUGGAUGUCCAGGCCUAAACCCUGAUUGGAUGCCCAGGCCUAAACCCUGAUUGGAUGUCCAGGCCUAAACCCUGAUUGGAUGUCCAGGCCUAAACCCUGAUUGGAUACCCAGGCCUAAACCCUGAUUGGAUGUCCAGGCCUAAACCCUGAUUGGAUGCCCAGGCCUAAACCCUGAUUGGAUGCCCAGGCCUAAACCCUGAUUGGAUGCCCAGGCCUAAACCCUGAUUGGAUGCCCAGGCCUAAACCCUGGCCUAAACCCUGAUUGGAUACCCAUGCCUAAACCCUGAUUGGAUGCCCAGGCCUAAACCCAGCAUGUAGUAGAUAUACAGCAUGUAUAUCUACUAACACAGCUGUUAGUUUAAACAACCAAUACGCUAUAGUCUGACUGACACAUCUAUACAGCAUGUAUAUCUACUAACACAGCUGUUCAUAUACAGAAUACACUAUCAUCAUCAGAACAUUUCCCAGGACAUAGACAUAUCUGAUAUGGGCAGAAAGCUUCAAUUCCUGGCCAUUAUGUAAGCCAUUAUGUAGGCCUACCAUAGAGAUAGAUAGAGAUCUCUAGAUGAAUAGAUGGCAUGCUAUGCUGUCACAGAUACAAACAUGAGAUCUCUGUCCAUCUCUAUGAGGCCUACUGACAACUGUCUGUAUCUUACCUUGGUAAAGGACCAUCUAUUAUUUUGGAGAAGCCAUAGAGUAGAUGUUCUCUGGUGUCUAGGCUAGAGACAGGUUGUAAGAGUAGAUGUUGUCUUUGGUAGAGAACUAUACAGCCCUCUGAUAGGCCCAACUAUAUACAGCCCUCUGAUAGGCCCAACUAUAUACAGCCCUCUGAUAGGCCCAACUAUAUACAGCCCUCUGAUAGGCCCAACUAUAUACAGCCCUCUGAUAGGCCCAACUAUAUACAGCCCUCUGAUAGGCCCAACUAUAUACAGCCCUCUGAUAGGCCCAACUAUAUACAGCCCUCUGAUAGGCCCAACUAUAUACAGCCCUCUGAUAGGCCCAACUAUAUACAGCCCUCUGAUAGGCCCAACUAUAUACAGCCCUCUGAUAGGCCCAACUAUAUACAGCCCUCUGAUAGGCCCAACUAUAUACAGCCCUCUGAUAGGCCCAACUAUAUACAGCCCUCUGAUAGGCCCAACUAUAUACAGCCCUCUGAUAGGCCCAACUAUAUUCAGCCCUCUGAUAGGCCCAACUAUAUUCAGCCCUCUGAUAGGCCCAACUAUAUUCAGCCCUCUGAUAGGCUUGUGGAUCAUUUCCAAUUGGGGGAACUCAGUCGGUGUCUCAACUUACUGUUGAGAGUUCAAAUGGUAGAAUACAUAAGGUGCAAUGUGUUUGUGCAUCAGCAGUUUUAGUCUUGUUGUCUCAGUCACUGACAGUCACUCAAUUAGCCCAUGUCUGCAACAAACAAACAAAAAAUACGAUUGGUAAAUGAGUCUAGCCAGCUAUCUAAACUUGUAGUAAUUAUGGUCUCAUUACCGACCGGGGGCCCCCCAUUAAUUUUGAUUGUCACUCUCACUCAGAUAUUAUAUUUAAAAAACUGCAAAUAUUUCUCUCCACCCUAUGGCAAACUGUGUGGAAUUGCAAGAGGUAUAUGAUGUUUAAUUUUAUGAACGUGGGAACACAGACCAGUGAGCCACUGCAGCCCCUCAUGAUGAGGUCAGAUUUGUAGUGAAUACAUAGAACCAGGAUAGGCUCUGUCUGGGAAACAUAGAACCAGGAUAGGCUCUGUCUGGGAAACAUAGAACCAGGAUAGGAUCUGUCUGGGAAACAUAGAACCAGGAUAGGCUCUGUCUGGGAAACAUAGAACCAGGAUAGGCUCUGUCUGGGAAACAUAGAACCAGGAUAGGCUCUGUCUGGGAAACAUAGAACCAGGAUAGGAUCUGUCUGGGAAACAUAGAACCAGGAUAGGCUCUGUCUGGGAAACAUAGAACCAGGAUAGGCUCUGUCUGGGAAACAUAGAACCAGGAUAGGCUCUGUCUGGGAAACAUAGAACCAGGAUAGGCUCUGUCUGGGAAACAUAGAACCAGGAUAGGCUCUGUCUGGGAAACAUAGAACCAGGAUCUGUUUGGGAAACGUAGAACCAGGAGAGGCUCUGUCUGGGAAACAUAGAACCAGGAGAGGCUCUGUCUGGGAAACAUAGAACCGGGAGAGGCUCUGUCUGGGAAACAUAGAACCAGGAUCUGUUUGGGAAACGUAGAACCAGGAUAGGCUCUGUCUGGGAAACAUAGAACCAGGAGAGGCUCUGUCUGGGAAACAUAGAACCGGGAGAGGCUCUGUCUGGGAAACAUAGAACCGGGAGAGACUCUGUCUGGGAAACAUAAAACCGGGAUAAGCUCUGUCUGGGAAACAUAGAACCAGGAUAGGCUCUGUCUGGGAAACAUAAAACCAGGAUAGGCUCUGUCUGGGAAACAUAGAACCAGGAUCUGUUUGGGAAACGUAGAACCAGGAGAGGCUCUGUCUGGGAAACAUAGAACCAGGAUAGGCUCUGUCUGGGAAACAUAAAACCAGGAUAGGCUCUGUCUGGGAAACAUAGAACCGGGAUAGGCUCUGUCUGGGAAACAUAAAACCGGGAUAGGCUCUGUCUGGGAAACAUAGAACCGGGAUAGGCUCUGUCUGGGAAACAUAAAACCGGGAUAGGCUCUGUCUGGGAAACAUAGAACCAGGAUAGGCUGUCUGGGAAACAUAGAACCAGGAUCUGUUUGAGAAACGUAGAACCAGGAGAGGCUCUGUCUGGGAAACAUAGAACCGGGAGAGGCUCUGUCUGGGAAACAUAGAACCGGGAGAGGCUCUGUCUGGGAAACAUAGAACCGGGAGAGGCUCUGUCUGGGAAACAUAGAACCGGGAGAGGCUCUGUCUGGGAAACAUAGAACCGGGAGAGGCUCUGUCUGGGAAACAUAGAACCGGGAGAGGCUCUGUCUGGGAAACAUAGAACCGGGAGAGGCUCUGUCUGGGAAACAUAGAACCGGGAGAGGCUCUGUCUGGGAAACAUAGAACCGGGAGAGGCUCUGUCUGGGAAACAGAACCGGGAGAGGCUCUGUCUGGGAAACAUAGAACCGGGAGAGGCUCUGUCUGGGAAACAUAGAACCGGGAGAGGCUCUGUCUGGGAAACAUAGAACCAGGAUAGGCUGUCUGGGAAACAUAGACCCGGGAUAGGCUCUGUCUGGGAAACAUAGAACCGGGAUAUUCUCUGUCUGGGAAACAUAGAACCGGGAGAGGCUCUGUCUGGGAAACAUAGAACCGGGAUAGGCUGUCUGGGAAACAUAGACCCGGGAUAGGCUCUGUCUGGGAAACAUAGAACCGGGAUAUUCUCUGUCUGGGAAACAUAGAACCGGGAGAGGCUCUGUCUGGGAAACAUAGAACCGGGAGAGGCUCUGUCUGGGAAACAUAGAACCGGGAUAGGCUCUGUCUGGGAAACAUAGAACCGGGAGAGGCUCUGUCUGGGAAACAUAGAACCGGGAGAGGCUCUGUCUGGGAAACAUAGAACCGGGAGAGGCUCUGUCUGGGAAACAUAGAACCGGGAGAGGCUCUGUCUGGGAAACAUAGAACCGGGAUAGGCUCUGUCUGGGAAACAUAGAACCGGGAGAGGCUGUCUGGGAAACAUAGAACCGGGAGAGGCUCUGUCUGGGAAACAUAGAACCGGGAUAUGCUCUCUCUGGGAAACAUAGAACCGGGAGAGGCUCUGUCUGGGAAACAUAGAACCGGGAUAGGCUCUGUCUGGGAAACAUAGAACCGGGAUAGGCUCUGUCUGGAAAACAUAGAACCGGGAGAGGCUCUGUCUGGGAAACAUAGAACCGGGAUAGGCUCUGUCUGGGAAACAUAGAACCGGGAUAGGCUCUGUCUGGGAAACAUAGAACCGGGAUAGGCUCUGUCUGGGAAACAUAGAACCGGGAUAGGCUCUGUCUGGGAAACAUAGAACUGGGAGAGGCUCUCUCCGGAAACCAACUCUUCAUGUGUAAAUACAUCAUUAACUUUAGCUUUAUGCGCUUUUAGGGUUUGUUUUAUGUUAAUAGUAUGUGUGUGCGUUGGUUUUUACUAACACUUUUAGGCAGAGAAUUUUAUGUGAUGAAUGAUGCCAUGUAAAAACGUGCUUCUUCUGUAACGGGACCUAGAAUGGUUUGGAGGCUGAGGAUGUUUUGAUACAGUUGGUUGACUUGUAAUAAAGAAAGUACUGGAA
This is a messenger RNA of Salvelinus fontinalis (brook trout), 9486 nucleotides long. RefSeq names its product mast/stem cell growth factor receptor kita-like. The transcript has 21 exons. Gene Ontology annotation, cellular component: signaling receptor complex. Lineage: Eukaryota; Metazoa; Chordata; Actinopteri; Salmoniformes; Salmonidae. Gene Ontology annotation, molecular function: cytokine binding; ATP binding; transmembrane receptor protein tyrosine kinase activity. The record is from RefSeq and is a predicted model, not a curated record. Gene Ontology annotation, biological process: B cell differentiation; Kit signaling pathway; positive regulation of cell migration. The coding region runs from base 500 to 3412 and encodes 970 amino acids.